Leguminivora glycinivorella is the source of this 1803-nucleotide messenger RNA. RefSeq names its product serine protease inhibitor 3/4-like (gene serpin-33). The coding region runs from base 1 to 1152 and encodes 383 amino acids. The transcript has 7 exons. Gene Ontology annotation, molecular function: serine-type endopeptidase inhibitor activity. The record is from RefSeq and is a predicted model, not a curated record. Lineage: Eukaryota; Metazoa; Arthropoda; Insecta; Lepidoptera; Tortricidae.
AUGAUAUUGUAUUUACAGAAAAUCUUACGAGACAGAGUAGGUAAAAACACAGUUGUGUCAUCGUUUGCUUUUCGGCUGCCUCUUUGCAAACUUGCAGUUGCCGCCUCAGCUGCUACUAGACAUGAAAUUAUAUCCAUACUUGAUAUAACAACACUUAGCCAGACAAAAUCCUGCUACUCAGGCUUGUUUCCCGCUCUUUCGCCCAUAUUGGAGACAGAUUUGACCAUAUUGAAUAAGAUUUACGUAAACUACAGUAGUAAUAUAGACGAUAAGUUCGUCCUGAGGUCCCAUGAUUAUGGUGUAACAGUGUCCAAAAUAGGUUUCAAUUUUAGAAGAGAUGCUGUUGCCUAUGUUAAUCGAGAAUUUAGCGCCAAAACAUACAUGCGUAUACAAGAUAUCCUGGAUACAGAUGACAUUGACGAAGACUCUUCUAUUUUGGUCGUCAAUGGAUUUCAUUAUAAAGGCAUCUGGGAAUCUCCCUUUGAUCAAUUUUCUACAACAUUUAAGCAAUUCCGAAGUGGAGAUAAGAAUUUAAAAAUUGCUAUGAUGUACAAAGUCGAACAGACCUUGUACUUGAACGAUGCCAGUGGACAAUUUAAGGCCAUUUCUUUACAUUUAUCUCAAGUCGGCGUUACUAUGACAUUCGUGUUACCAUACCGCAAUUCCAGCAUCAUCCGUAUUCUAGACACUAUGUCGCAGUAUCCAACAUUUAUUGAAGAUAUCAAUGAAAAAAUGGAGUGGAAAUUUGUGAAAAUCGUUAUGCCGAAAUUUAAAUUGAAAACAUGUUUGGAUUGGACGCCUUAUUUAAAACAGAUCGGUCUCAACCUGACUACUCAUAAGAACAACACUGGUCUGAAUCGUAUCUUAAAAAGUACAAAUUCUGGACCAAACAUGUACGUUAGUAAGGCAAAGCAAAAAAUUUUCGUGGAAAUUAACGAGGGCCCCAAAACUUCAGAGCAUGCGGGCGUCGCAGAAAAUCCUCUAGUGAAACCAGAAUUGAGACAGCCGGCAAUACCUGCCGUGGAGCUAAACGACUUCACCGUAGACGGCCCGUUCUUUUUCACUGUUUCUAUGACCCCCCGUCAAACUGAGCCAAAACAGACGAACAAAAUCUUUCGAUUGCUUAACGGAAUUUAUUAUGGUCCGGAUUGACGUAAAACGUCUGAUAAUCUCAUUGUAGUUAAAUAUAAGAAGUGGAAAAAAAUGUUAGCGCAAAUAUUAUUUUUCCACUUUUGUGUUAAAAAGAUUUUCCAUUGAGUGACGAUAAUUUUAUUUCGCCGCUCAUUUUUUUUAUAAGAAUUAACCCAAAAAAUGUCUAUUCACUCUUGAUUUAAGAAGAUCCAAAUUACAGUGGGCUGGAAAUAGAUAUGCAGAAAGUGAGUUACACUACUCCUCAAUUAAACAUUUUGACAUACGAUACGGCAAAAUCACGCUUUGGUAUGUUUUACAGGACAGGAUAACCAUAUUUAAACACAACAUUGUAUCAAAAGGCAUGUUUAAAAGUGGAUAAAGACAAAGAACAAAAACAAAGCAAAAUUAAGCAAUUUUCAUUAUACCUCUCAACCAAGCCAACCUACUCGUACCUACACACAUUGACUACAGAUCUAGUUGAUUCUCGCCCCUAUAAUCAAAAAGCUAAUAAAAAAGAAUGUACUCAAAUUAACUGUUAAAGAGUAACGAACUUACCCCUUGCUCUGCGUAAUUGUCAACGGGCACGCUUCGGACACGCGUCCGUAGUUAGCUAUUAUUGUCAGACGUCACUUUAUUAAGCCAUUCGGCCAAUUAUAAUUGUGAGUGAAAUAA